Molecule: messenger RNA, 601 nt
Organism: Gadus morhua (Atlantic cod)
Lineage: Eukaryota; Metazoa; Chordata; Actinopteri; Gadiformes; Gadidae
Product: cocaine- and amphetamine-regulated transcript protein
Exons: 3
Coding region: 162-485 (107 amino acids)
Biological process (GO): G protein-coupled receptor signaling pathway; adult feeding behavior; cellular response to starvation
Molecular function (GO): neuropeptide hormone activity
Source: RefSeq, a predicted model, not a curated record
AGCGAUCCAUAAUUCAGAGGGCCGGCUGAUGUCACCUGGCGGCUAUAAACCCCGCGGCGCCCCGCCUGCUCUCAGAACCCUUCGCCGAGCAUCGCCUGGACCUCGCCGCCUCCCCCCUUCGCCGCUACCACCCUCAGCCACCUCGCCGACACUCCGGGACCAUGACCAGCGCCUGCAUGCUCCUCCUGGCCGCCGGCUGCUGCUGGGCCUCCCUGCUGGGGGCCCGCGGGGACGAGGCCUCCUUCGAGACCCGCGCCCUGGACUACCCCUCCAAGACCCAGGAGGAGAAGGAGCUGAUUGAAGCUUUGCAAGAGGUUCUGGAGAAACUCCGCAGCAAAGAGAUGCCUUCAGAGAAGAAGCUGGGCUGGCUCCCUUCGUGUGCCGCAGGGGAGCCAUGCGCCGUGCGUAAAGGUGCUCGAAUCGGCACGCUGUGCGGGUGCCCGCGGGGGACCGCAUGCAACUUCUACGUCCUCAAGUGUUUGUGAAAGAAGAAAUUAAAAAUAAAUUAAAAAAAACACCAGGAAGCGUCUGAAAAACGAAUUUCUAUGAAAUAGUUUCAUUUAAGUGCUUUAUGUGAUCUUGUUUAUUUUGGAAAAUAAUU